Messenger RNA from Alexandromys fortis (reed vole), 16704 nucleotides. RefSeq names its product L3MBTL histone methyl-lysine binding protein 1 (gene L3mbtl1). Gene Ontology annotation, biological process: negative regulation of DNA-templated transcription. Lineage: Eukaryota; Metazoa; Chordata; Mammalia; Rodentia; Cricetidae. Gene Ontology annotation, cellular component: nucleus. Gene Ontology annotation, molecular function: histone binding; zinc ion binding; chromatin binding. The record is from RefSeq and is a predicted model, not a curated record. Bases 10548 to 13184 code for a protein of 878 amino acids. The transcript is spliced from 23 exons.
GAAGUAAGUCCUAGUACUUGGGAUCUUGUUAUCCUGUGUUCUGGAAGUGGUCAGUGUGAUUAGUGUUAGUGUAUGGUUUGGUGGUCUCUAAUGUUUUGAAAACAGAAGUAGCCUUUCUUUGAUUAGGAAUUUAGUUAUCUUACUCAAAGUGGGAAAAGCACAUAAUGCUGCAUUUUCUGCUGAAAGUUGCUUAUAUGUAACAGGUGCUUAGCAGACUACUUGGUAAGAUAUUUGUUGGUUAUAACUUCCUAACAAUCAGUCCCAUUGUGUUAGUGGGGCUUUUGUGGUUGGUUUGCAAAAACAGUGACAUGGAUCAGCUGAAAUGCUUUGUGCUUUAUACAUAAAGCAUUAUGAACACUGUGGAAACCAAGUUAAAAUAAACAGUGCAAACUUGUAGGAAUAACUGGACUUGCAGUUUCCGUGCAUCCAAAAGCCCAGUUUGUUGAGACUGCAAUCAAUAAGUGAAUUACCUUACAACCCUUUCAUUGUUCAGACGUUUUAAAGUCAUUUCAUCCUAAAUACUUCCUCAGUCUUUAGUCAAGGUGUAGAUGAAUUGGCUUCCUCAGCUGUUGCUACAUAGCCUAGCAAGAGUUGGAUUAUAGUGCUAUAGGGUUGCUCUGUGGGACUGAAUAAUCAGAAAUGCAAUACACUGAGGCUGAGUGGGACAUUGGGUAUUCAAGGGCCUACAUUGGUAUCAGUAGCUGGGAAUACUUGGAAACAGGGAAAGGAGAAUGUUUUCAAGAAAUUUCUGGUACAAAAUCUCUAAAAGACUAACUUUAGGAAACAGACUAAAUUUAGGAAAUAGUGUCAGAUAAAGCUGCUGCUUUAGUCAUCUUUUCUUUGAUGCUUUGUUUAGAUGUUUAUUUUUCCAGUGUAAAUUUCAGAAGUUAAAAUUGUUUCUGGUCGUAGUUUACCAUUUUGCCUGUUCAAAGACCGAAGUGAUGGCUCUUUAAAAAUUGGGUUUGACCAAAGCUCUUUGUUUUCAGGGAAAAAUAUAUAAAAGCUUUCUGAGCCACAGUCUUUUAAAGGGAGGAAAGGUUAUCAGUAAAAUUGGGCUUUCUGACCGCAUGCAUCUUCAACUGGGCUUGCCUUCUAUUAAUGUAGUACAUGACAGAGGCAUUUGACUAUUUUUAGCUGCCCCAAUAAGCAUAUAAUGUAUAGGUAAAUGCCAACAUCCAUAUAAUUUUUCUAGGGGCAAAGGCCAUUUUUAUUAAAAAUCUAGGCCUAGACCCUAGUUGUUAAAUUCACUGAAUAAACCACUGACUGCAUUUAAAGCGUUUGCCUUAGCAAAUUUGACUUAAAAUGUUUAGUUCCUUACUGACUAGUGAAUUCAGUUAUGCCAACUAAUACACAGAAUCUAAGAAUCCCAUCUCGCACACAUUGGUGAUGCCCUGGGUGGAGUAUCAACAGCACCAACCGAUAAAAGAGCACAAGAGAAGUGGGGAACAUCUUGAGUCCUAUUGGACGUGAUAGCGUUUCUUGAUAUGCCACAGUGCCUUUAUGGCCAGUUUGAGUCCUGCCUACUUCAGCCUUUAUGUUCCCACUCCUCCUGUGUUAACAUUGCUUUCAUCUUGGAUACCCUUUUUUUUUUCUACUUUGUUAACCUAUUUUAUGCUUUAUCUCAAUAAAACGCUUACCAAGGGAAAGACUUGUUCUGAGUUUAUUGUGUUGUCCCUUGGCACCAAGUACUUGGCCGGUAGUUUUUUGAGUUCUAGUUACCAUUGGCUAGUAGUUGAUAUGUGCUCUUAUUUUAGCUCUAGAGGGCAGAGUUUGGGGACAGUAGAUAGUUUGUCUUACUUUCCUGUAUUUACUCUUGUCCAUUUUUAUCUUGUGGUUGAUACUUUCAACAGUUUUUCAAAUUAGGAAAUUUUAAAUACUUUGCAGAUCCUUAAUCUAUGUCCUUAAUCCUGGGCACUCUAGGCUUUACAGGUUUAGCUUUCAAUACCAUUGCAUUUUCUAUUGCUUAAUGUUGUUCUCAAAAGCCUCACCUGUGGUCGAUCUGAUUUCAUAUACAUGGUGGAGUUCCUUGUUUUUCUAAGAAUGAUCUAGGGCUUGAAGCAUAGCUCAGGAUGCAGCUUUCCCUCACAUAAAUAAACUAAUAGGGACUCAUUAUGGUGGUAGCAUGGGAGGCUAAAGCAGGAAGAUUGCUCUGAAUUUUAGGCCAGCCGGUAUAAUUAGCAAGAUAGCUUGUCUGAAAAAAAAAUACUUGGAAUAUAAAAUUUUUUAGGUUUAGUUACUAAGGUAGACACUAUUUAAGGUGUCUUUAUUUCUUAGACUGGUCUCAAACUAACCAUGACUUUGGACUUGUAAUGUUAAGGCAGUAUCAGUGGCAUGUAGUAUCACAUUUGUACAUGUGCUUGCCCCUUUUUUCUUAAUACUGUAUUUAGGGGCUGACCUUCAGCUCAGCAAUCCUCCCGCCUCAGACUCUUGAUAAUUUUAAAUUUCUAACCACAAGUGUAGCCUUUCCUAAAAGGGUGGGUUAGUACAGUUAUCUUCAGAUCCUAAAUAAAUAGCCUUUGUGGUUAGACCUGACUCUCAGUAGUGAUUCCCAGGCUCCUACUGUAGCAGUUAAUAAAGUAAUGGGCACUAGUUUGACCAGAAAGGAGUUUCAGUUCCAAAAUAAAAUGUAAACAAAGGGUGAUGCAGCGAAGUCCACCUGAUUCCUUGGAGGAAGUAGGACAUGCAGGUAUUACACUCUACUUCGGAGAUGCUUCUUGACAGCAUGAGUAAUAGACAUGGAGUAGUCUGAAUCUCCCAGGGCUCUGAUUCCAGUACAUUAGCUCUCAGUUAACAAAAUCCCCAAACAUUUUGGGUUAGGAAGUGACAAACUGCAGAAGGAUGUUUUUGGGGGCUUUUGUGUACAAAAUAGGUUUCAUUAAUGUUUUGGGAUGAUCACUCUGAUCUAGGUGACCUCAAACUCAGUAGUUUAAGAUGCCUCAGCCUGAGAGCUGGGAUUAUAGACGUGCCAUGACACUUGACCAUUGCUGUUAACUUUUACAGUGAAUUUAAAACACCAGUAAGAAUAGUGGGAUAAACCACCACCCACUUAAGCUUUAACAGUAUAUAUACCUGUGUGCUUUCAAUUUUGAAGGUAACUCUAGGCAUUUAAUAAUGGUAAUGCUAUAGUACAUAGUUCUAGAGGGCAUAUAAAAUCUCUUUAAGCCCUGCCAAGUGUGGCCAAAGCCUGUAAUCCAACACAAGAUGAUUUUUGAAAUUGGGGCUGUGUAGAUAGGUAAGUUUGCCCUCAAAUGGAGGGUGGGUUUAUAAACAUUUUUCCGUUGCCCCAUAAAGAUUGAAGUAGCUAGGUCAUUGUGUAUUUUUUCAGUCUUGAUUUGCUCUAAUUAAGUAUAUCCGGUGCCUUGCAUUUGCUGUAAAUGGAUAGGUUUUAUUUUUCACAGAUGUUUACCUAAAUCAACAGCUGGGAAUUGUUUGAAAUGCAGCUUCUCAGGUCCUACCCUGGACACACUGAUCCAUCCAGAAAUACGGGUUUGAAACCAGCCUUACAUGUCCUAAUAAGCUCUCAUAUGAAAUUGUCAGGGGAGUGUUGGUGUGGACUUCCUGCACCAGGCCCAACAGAGCAGAGGGGAAUCACUCGUGCUCAGGUUUGAAGUCAUGCAGAAAACAGAGUUGUUUAUUUGGCCUCUCAAGAAAUGAGAGGUCUUCACUCAGGCCAAUCCUAGCUGACCUGAUAAAGAAGCCCUUCUGCUUUGGCCUUUAUGAGAAAAGGAACACUUUGAAAUGAAGGACCCCCAUCUUACUCUGGUCCUUCAACCCUCUGCCUAUGAAGCCAGUUCUGCUCAGUUCAUCAGAGCACUUGAUUUCUAAAGUAGAUGGUGCCUAUUUCUAGAAGUAGAAAAAAAAAUUAUAGAUUUAUUAUACUAGUUUCAUUUUAGUUGUGACUGCACUCGGUUGAGUUCCCCUAACAGAACUUUACCUUCAUACAAAGGUAUGGACCUGGGUUGUGCUUGAGUUAGCACUUUUCUAGCUGUGGGUUUGAGACCCUGCAGUCCUAAACAUGACUACCAUCACAGAUCACUGCUACAUGUUCCGGUCAUCAAGUUCCAUUUGGCCCUGCUACCCUAGAUCCUGCCCUGGAGCUAAGUGUGGUGGCACCUGCCUAUAAAUUCAGUACAGUUGAGUCACAGGCCAGGAGUGUUAAUGGUUGUAGUGCUGGCAGCACAUUCAGUACCUGGCACUGCAAAAAGAUGGAGAAAAUAGCACCACGCCCAGAUUUUCAGGAAACUGCUAUGUAACUGAACAAUCUGUGGUCUUCUUGGGUCUGUGUUGACCACAUUCCAAACCUCUACUUGAGAACCCGGUGUUUUGUGGCAUUCUAUAGUGUUAGAGAGCAAAGUUGCUGAGACUUUAUGCAUUCCAGAUAGGUGUUCUACCACAGCUAUAUUCCUGACUUGUGGUAUUUUUUUCUUACAUUAUUAUGAAUGUGGGUGUCAGUUCAGCAGUUCUCCUACCAUUUGGGUUCUAGAAAUUGACCUCAAAUGACCAGAACUGGCAGCAGGUGCUUUUAGCCCCUGAGCCAUCACCUGGCCACCUCAGUGGUAUUCUGAUGAGGACUAGGAUUCCCUCAGCAAUACACAUCAUUUCCUCUUCCACCCUAAGACACCAUUUGAUGAUUACUAUGCUUCAACUUUUUUUUUUUUAAUUGAUUUUUCGAGACAGGGUUUCUCUGGUUUUGGAGCCUGUCCUGGCACUAGCUCUUGUACGCUUCAACUUUUUAAAGGCACGAAGGGCAAGUAAAAAUCAUAGAUGGUUGUUGGGACCCUUUUUUAAGGCUUAAGUGGUUGCAGUGCCCAGCUCAGGGAGCUGGAGAUGCAUUGGCUAACCAGUCUUCUCAAUGAGUAUUAAAACCCUAGAGUUCCUAAAUUAGGCCUUUAUGUAAGGGGCUGUCCCUUCCUUUGGACUACUUAGGCAGCUAGAUGGUGGGUCUCAUGUCCAUACUUAUACUAGUCUGUGCAAAGAAGAUGGGCACACAGGGAGGAAGAAGGAACAUCUUCGUUCUUCCCCUCGGUGUAUCUUACUGGUGUCACUGAUCUUAACAAUGGGGCUUGAGAUUGUAGGGCUGGAUAGACUUAAGCAUCUACUCUCACCUUGUCUUGAGUCUGCUCAGUUGAAUUAACCUACCUAUCCAGAGUAUCUGGAACCUACAUUUCUGAAGGGCCAUAUACUGAGUCAUGGCUGUCCCAUCACUUUUUAUUUCUCUGGUCCUCUGUUCUUUCAGAGAUCCUGUACUACUCAGACCCCAGGCUUCCACAGUCUGUGGAUUCAAAAGAAAUGAUGCAGCAUCUGCAAUCUGAGGCUGGGCUCACAAGCCAAAUUGUGAGCUUCCCUUCCUCUGUGAAAGCUUACAGGGGGGUCAUUGUUUUGGAUUGAGCUCCAGCAGUGAACCCUAAAAGAAUAGACUAAGAUGGGGGUACUGGAGAUGUGGCUCAACAGGUAAAAGCACUUUCUACCAAGCUUGACAACCUGUUCAGACCUUGGAACACAACACGGUCAAAAGAGCUACGUGUUGUCCUCUAGAUGUGUAAACAUGACAAUAGACCAAAGUGGAGGAGUUAUUCCUGGUAAAAGUUCUGUUAACAACCCAAAUUAAGCUAUUUGGCUGACUUUCCAAGAAAUCAGGUGAAAGCAAAAUUUCCAAAACAAACCAGCCCCAGCAGCCUCAAUAGAUAAAGCAGUCUAGGGCUAGGGAGAUGAGUCAGUGGUUAAGAGCACUGGCUGUCCUUCCAGGGGACCCAGGUUCAAGCCCCAGCACCACAUAGUAACUCCAAUCCCAGGGUAUCCAGGCACACAUGAGGAACAAACAACAUGCAGUCAGAGCACCUUUACAUACAAAAAGUCUGAGGGUGACCUGUUAACACUAUGGUACCUUGUUAUGUUGCCCAGGUACUCAAGAAAUCUUGCCUCCAUUACCAGGACUACAUGAAUGUGCCUUUGAGCCCUAUACUCUUCAAACUGUACUGGUACCUCAAGUCGGUGUAGACAGGUCUGCUGAUGGUUAAAUGGGCAGGUUCCCAUGACUGGUGUUCUGUCUCUUUGGAGUAGUACAUUUAAUUGUACAAGUAAAUCACUUACCCAGAACCAAUUUUUGCUUUGCCUUUCUUGCUUCAAUAUGACUGCCAAGAGGGUAGGCCCAGGGAGAUGGCUCAGCAAGUAAAAGCUUUGCCAUGCAUACUUGCAAGCUUGGCAUUAGGAGGUCGAUCCAUGCACGUCAUGAUUUAAGAAAAGAACUGAUUCCCAAAAGUUGUACUCUGACCUCCGUUCAUGAGACAUGGCACAUGUAUACCUUCACUCACACAUCAUUUACACACAAUACUUUCUAAAGAGUAGUGUGUGCAUGAUUCCUAGUGCAUGUGGUAUGAGUUCAGGGAGUCAAUCCUCAGAUGACAUGUCUCCACUAAGCAUCCAAAUAAGGAAAAAUGCUUCCUGAGCCCACCCCAAAUGGCCUAUGUAUUUUCCUAACCUGUAGUCUAAUGAGGUAGUUGCCUAAUUCUUGGUCCCCAAAGACCAAAUUUGUCUGUCACCUUAAGAGCCUGAAUAGUGGCUAAAUUGAGCUUUUUACUCAUACCUGUAAUCCCAGCUACUUGGGAGGCUGACAUAGGGUUACAUUAGCGAAACUGUCUCAAUAGGACCUUUUUUCUAAAAGAAGGGGUUUGGGGAUGUAGAGUUUGGUCUAGUAUGCAUGGAUUCUUAGGUUCUGUUCCCAGUAAAGAAUUUAGUAUGGCCAUCUGGAAAGAAUGGGACCAGCCUCCUAGACUCCUUCAAGAUACUAACAGAAGCUUGAGGGCUACUCCAGAAAGACAGAACUAGGGGUAAGAAAAACACACAGCCAAGUAGCCUUGGUCAUCCAGGGCUAAUUCUGUGGGGUUAUUGCUGUCACCACCUGGGGAAUCAUUGAGUGGGCAGCUAAGUUCUGACAUAAGAUCACCAGCCUGUGGCUGGGCGAUGGUGGCACAUUCUUUUAAUCCCAGCACUUGGGAGCCAGAGGCAGGCAGAUCUCUUUGAGUUCAAGGGCAGCCUGGUCUACAAAGUUCCAGGACUGUUACACAGAGAAACCUGUCUCGUACCACCACCCCCCCCCAAAAAAUUAACAGUCUGCAGGGCUUUCUGGAAGUCAAGGUGAGCUGAGGAGAAAUGAUUUAGAACAAGCCAAAGGGAAAAAAAAUGGAGUCAGUUAAUAAUGACUGUUUCCUCCAGCAAGGGACAGUUUGAAAGGCGCCCCCACUCAUUCAGAAAAUGAGUGAUCUUUAGACAGGGAAUUUCAGUUCCAAGUCCACAAUACCACAAAGACUUAAUGCCCUAUCUGCUGUCACUGUGAGUGAUAAAAUCGAAGACUCCAGUCACUCGGGCCUCACCCUACCCCUCCAUGACAAGAGAUGUCAGGACAGAGUUGCUUCCCUGUGUGCUGCUCCUGAUUCCCCCUUACAAGUGUGAUUAACAACCCUGGCUAUACUGGAACUCUGUAGACCAGGCUGGCCUUGAACUCAAGAGAUCUGCCUGCCUCUGCAUCCUGAGUGCUGUGCCACCACCACCCGGCUCCCUUGUGGUAUUUUAGCCUUUUUAGGUGUCUUUAGACAGGGAAUUUCUGUGUUAAAAGAAUUCCCAAUUUGCAUAGUCUGAUGUGUUUGGGGAAGCAGAGAUGUUUUCACGUGAAGGGCAGAACCCUGCUAUUCUGAGAUCCUUGGACUACUGCAACAGUGACUUCAACUCCUAGUGAAACAGGAAGAAUGGGCUUCCUCCAAACAAGUUUCUUCCAUGCUUCUCUAUGCCAACACCAUCUGGGCCCAAUCUUGGGAAGGGGGGUGGAAUAUGAAGGAAGCAUUGGACUUGCUCACUCUCUUCUUUAAGCAAACUGGGACCAGCAGGGUAAACAGCAUAGGGGCAGAGCUGCCCAUAUCACAUCAGCUUGGAAGGGGCUCUCCAUCCCUGGGGCGUUGGAAUGAACAACAGGUAUUAAGACCAAUGAGAUUGUAAAUAGGCAGAAAAUAGCAACUGAAAUCUAUAUGAGCUGUUUUUGAAUCCCACCUGCUCAAAUUUCAUGCAUCAGUUUGAAUCACUAAAAGAUGGAUUUGUUGUUGAGGAAUCAUGUGUUCUAAUAGGUUUAACCAUUUUAAUACUUAACCAUUUUUGAAUCUUAAAUAAGCAUAGUCUGAAUAAAAGAAAACAGCAAUGGUUGUGUGUUGGUGUGUUUAAAGAGGCUUCUAUGAUUAUGGCAGUCCCCAUCCUUUUUCUAACUAAUCUUGUCCCUAAGAACAAAAAUGUUCAGAACUGUUGAGACCAGACAACACAUGUAAAGAAUAGUUCAAAUUUAAACUGUUUGCCACAACAUUUGGGAGAGUUUACUGUUUAAGUAAGAACUAUUUUUCAUCUGGACUAGGAAUCUAAAGAUUUGGCUGAUGGCUACCACCUAAGAGCCAAAUAGACCUCUUUCCUUCUUGGCAAAAUAAGGGGGUAAAAUUAAAACCUGUGUGUAAGAAGGAAGUGGGGCACUGAAGAGUCAACAGAAAGACAUUUGUUCAUUAGUACCCACUGUGCUAGGAACUGGGAAUACUAAGACCUGGUGGAUUUCCUUCAUUCUAGAGCGCAGGGUCUCCUAAACUCUUGAAAUACUCGUUUCUAUGACGUUACAGCCAUGGUACCAGAAUAAGAACCAAUAAAGCAGAGGUCUGGUAGAGUGAUGAGCUCAGGAAAUGGAAGACACAAGAGGAGCCAGUGUCCUGCUUGAAUCAACACUGAAGGAGCCAUUACAGAACUCUAGAACAUGGCUUGACAGUCUUCCAAUGUUGAACGGAAGCACAGGAGUACAGUGAUGUUCCCAGGUCACCCAAAGGCUGGCACAGCUAGGGUCCUUCAUGCCAGGCAAGCCCAAGGCCAGACGCCGCGUGGUGCCAAGCUUCCUUCAUCUGGAUGUGCGUGCUCUUCACCCAUCCUAGGAGAGUUUUCCGAAAAUCCUGAAAUCCCCUUCUCCAAAUGGGGGACCCAGGUGUAUACAGGGGUGCGCCUUGCCUGGUACAGAUCACUCAGCUGGAGGUCCAUCAGGCUGGCUGCCGCUCCCGGCUCCGUGGUUCCCAGAAUACUGUAAGAAUCUCCACCCACUUCUCCCGCGAAGCUAACGGGUCCUGUGGGGAAGAGGCAAUUAAGCCUGCACCCCCAGAGCUCCGACAAAAGCAAAAGCUGCAACCUGGGUCCAUGGCCGCUCAGACCAGGCGGCUUAAGCAGCUUCCACGCCGCGCUCUGCAGGGAACGGACCCGCCCCCCUGUGUGCGCAGGCGCGCGCCACACCGGGCGCCCUCGGUCACUUGGCGCGGGCUGCACCCGCAAGCCUUGCAGGUAAGCACGGGUCGGACUCGGGCUGGGGGCUCCCGGUACGUCACACCCCGGUCCCGGCCGGCGUGGCGAGUGCAGGUGUCCUGAGGGCCCCACCCCAGGUACUUUCUCAGUUCCUGGCGCACUGGCCGCGGGCUGGGGAGGUGGCUCUGCAGUACCAGGGCUGGGCACUCCCUUUGGGGGCUGCGGGAUGCCGGGCGAGCGAGCCCACCGGCACUGCUGUCGGCAUCCAGAGCCGCGGGGAGGGCAGAGACUCGGCCUUGCAAAGAGAUGCAAUCAAUUAAGAGUUUCCGUUAAUGAGAGGGUGUGGAGGGCGAGUUCGGGUUUCCAUAGGCCAUUUGGCAAACUUUCCUCUGUCCCUGAUUUUCAAUAUUUUUUAACAGAAAAUUGGAUUUUUAAAAAAUUGGCUAUAAGCGGGGGGGAAAAAAAAAAAACCUAAAAAAUUCCGCCAUUUUGGCGUUUAAAAAAAGUAACCCUUCUGCAGAGCAAAUGGAUCAGUGACCGCCCCGCCUGCAACUGUCUGCGUUAGUCGAGGGAGGCGGGUGGUGGGUGGGCUUAGACACUCCAACAGCGCAUUCCACUCGCUAGCGUCUACAUUAGCUUCGGCAGAGACGAGCCAGGGGAAGCCCCUCCAAGUUUUCUGUGUGCCUCCAGAACUAUCUCUCUUCUUCCCAACACCUACCACCAGGGCAUUUAUUGGGUGUCUGCUGUAUACAAGACAUCAAAGGGCUCUGGGUGGAGUGUGUGUGUAAAGCCUGACAGACGGAAUGAAUACAUUCCAAAAUUGUUUAUUGAGCACUUGCUAUGUGCAACUACUCUCGUUUUAAGUAGGAUUUCCUGGAAACACAGAUUUAAGUGUAGGUUUAUGGGCGUAGCCCUGUGAAGCCAGCAAGAUGGAACAGAGAUGGUGAAAUACCGAUACAGUCUCAACAGAGCUUCAGCCUGGGGAGCAGGAAUCCCUAGACUUGAGAUGGCCCUGCAGAGAUGCCUCAAAUGAAGAGGACCCAGGUUCAAUUCCCAGCAACCCCAUGGUCUCUGACAACCAUCUGGAGCUCCAGUUUCAGGAGGAUCAGAAGCCCUCUUCUGGCCACAGCAGGGAGGAAACUCUUGGAGAUAAAUGAAUACACAAGAACAACAAGAGAGAAAGGGAGGGUGGGCACACGACAGCAGCCAUUGCAACUUGACUUUACAAGUAGGCAGUGCCCAUGGUAUUGGCUAGAAGCUGCCCAACUCCCUGGAGUUUCUGUCUAACGGGAGAGGAUUGCUGUCUGUCGAAGGCCUGCUGGUAUCAGUACUUCACAGCCAGCAUUUACCAAAGCCCCUUCAGACUCAUCUGGAUGGAGGGACACACGGAAAUGGAGGUGCUAAGGACACUGAAGGGGUCUUCCACAGGGGAGGUCAGUGUGCACCUGAUGGCCAGAGACAGCGCAGGUCCCCGUCCUCACCUGCCUGCAACUGCCUUUAUUAUUCCUAGCAAUGCAACUACCCUUAGUCUGCCCAGCCCGGCUUCAGCGGUGUCCUAUCCCCGAGAGCCAGCCCAUGUAGGUGCCCUGGAGCGAGUGACUAGCAGCGAACCAGUUACUGCCACCAUUCUGCCACAGCUAAGCACCGGGCCAGGGACCAAUAGCACAGUCAGGCUCCUGGAUUGGACAGGAGUUUGCACACCUUCAGCUGGGAGUGGCCUACGGUUCCGAAUAAGCGAAUAUGCGCCAUUGAACAUGAUGGGAGUACAGCGACCGCCAAGCCCGGAACGGCAGCGAGAAAGCCUGUUCGGACAUGAAGGUGGCUCUACAGAAGGCAAUACGGGCACCCAGUACCCUGAUGUCCGCCAGGACCCUCAAGAAGACACCUCUCAGGAACCCCCAGAAGACGCGAGCUCCAGAGAGUACCAGACUUUUGGGCCUCAACAAAGCACUGCUCCAGACCUUGGUUCUUCAGAUGACCACCACCCUCUGCCUUUCCAGAAGCGGUCAGUCAUAGUAGAGAACUCGGGCUGUGCGGUCGCUUCCGAGCUCCUAAAGCCCAUGAAGAAGAGGAAACAUAGGGAGUACCAGAGCCCAUCAGAGGAGUCAGAAACAGAGGCCAUGAAGCAAGAAGGAAAAGAUCCAGAGAGUCAGCCUACCACCAGCACCCCAGAGGGUGAAGAGUGGAGCCGAGGCCAGCUGGUGUCAGAGGAGAAGAAGGAAGGCUGGUCCUGGGAGUCCUACCUGGAGGAGCAGAAGGCUGUCACUGCCCCAGUCAGCCUCUUCCAGGAUUCCCAGGCAGUCGCCCCUAACAAGAAUGGCUUCAAACUGGGCAUGAAGCUGGAAGGCAUUGACCCUCAACACCCGUCCAUGUACUUCAUCCUCACCGUGGCAGAGGUGUGUGGCUACCGCCUGCGCCUGCACUUUGAUGGGUAUUCUGAGUGCCAUGACUUCUGGGUCAAUGCCAACUCCCCUGACAUUCAUCCUGCUGGUUGGUUUGAGAAGACUGGCCACAAGCUGCAGCCUCCCAAGGGUUACAAGGCAGAGGAGUUCAGCUGGAGCCAGUACCUGCGCAGUACAAGAGCUCAGGCAGCCCCCAAGCACCUGUUCGUAAGCCAGGGCCAGAGUUCUCCCCCAGUGGGCUUCCAGGUGGGCAUGAAGCUGGAGGCUGUGGACCGCAUGAACCCAUCCCUCGUCUGUGUGGCCAGUGUGACCGAUGUGGUAGAUGGCCGCUUCCUGGUGCACUUUGACAACUGGGAUGAUACAUAUGACUACUGGUGUGAUCCCAGCAGUCCCUACAUCCACCCAGUGGGCUGGUGCCAGAAGCAUGGAAAGCCGCUCACCCCUCCACAAGACUAUCCAGACCCUGAUAGCUUCUGCUGGGAGAAUUAUCUAGAAGAAACUGGGACCUCAGCUGUGCCCACUUGGGCCUUCAAAGUGAGACCCCCUCACAGCUUCCUGGUCAACAUGAAGCUGGAGGCUGUGGACCGCCGGAACCCAGCACUGAUUCGGGUAGCCAGCGUGGAAGAUGUGGAGGACCAUCGGAUAAAGCUCCACUUUGAUGGCUGGAGUCACAACUAUGACUUCUGGAUCGACGCCGACCACCCGGACAUCCACCCUGCAGGCUGGUGCUCCAAGACAGGACAUCCCCUGGAGCCUCCUCUCCGGCCCAGAGAAUCCAGCUCUGCCUCACCCGGGAGCUGCCCCACGCUUAGCCACAGGAGCCCGCCCCACACAAAGCCCUCCAAAUACAGCUUUCACCAGCGGAAGUGCCCUACCCCUGGCUGUGAUGGCUCUGGCCACGUUACAGGCAAGUUCACGGCUCACCACUGCCUCUCUGGCUGCCCGCUGGCCGAGAGGAACCAGAGUCGGCUGAAAGCGGAGCUGUCCGACUCAGAGACGGCAGCCAGGAAGAAGAACCUGUCUAAUUUGUCCCCAAGGAAGAAGCCCCGCCAUCAUGGCCGGAUUGGACGUCCUCCAAAGUAUCGCAAGAGUCCACAAGAAGAUUUUCAAGCCCUUCCUCCCAGUGUGGUGCACCAGUCCCUCUUCAUGUCCACCUUGGCCACCCACCCCGAUCGCUCAUUCUCUCUCUGCUGGGAGCAGCACUGCAAGCUCUUGCCAGGAGUAGCAGGUAUCUCAGCCUCCACGGUCUCCAAGUGGACCAUUGAAGAGGUCUUCGGCUUCGUUCUGACCUUGACGGGCUCUGAGGACCAAGCACGCCUCUUCAAAGAUGAGGUAAGGUACCAGUGCAGAGGGACAGAGACAACGUUGCUGCCAUUGAGAUGGCGGAAAUCCAUUACCCUCACCAGCAUUACCCGAGCCCGAGAGGGACCUCUAAUGCCCUGCAAGGCAAGACCAGUCAUGGUCGCCCGUGUCUGAGAAAUCGUGCAGGGACUGUGGCCCUGCUUGGAGACACUGUGUUCAGAUCCCCUUUGGGAAGGAAGAUGUGUCCUGAAGAAGGAAUCCAUUUGCUCUCAUGCUGUCUUCCCCGGGGCUGUUUGAAUUGAAGUGUUUUACAGUUUGGGGUGCUGGGGGGCAAACACAGCUUCAGCCAGGCCGAGCAGAUACUCUACCACUGAGCUGCAUCCCUGCAUACCACUGAACCCAAAGCAGAUAUUGGGUGGCGUAGGUGUAGAUAUUUGUUGCAGAGAUCCCAACACACGAAAGUUAACUGAUGUGGGAGUCUUCUGUUUUGUGUUGAUUUCAUUGGUUAAAUAAAGAGACUGCCUUGGCCCUUUAAUAGGACAGAAAAUUAGGUAGGCAGAGUAGACAGAACAGAAUGCUGGGGGAAAGAAGCCGAGUCAAGCAGUCGCCAUGAUUCUCCCACUCCAGACAGACGCAGGUUAAGAUCUUUCCUGGUAAGCCAGCUCGUGGUGCUACACAAAAUAUUAGAAAUGGGUUAGAUCAACACGUAAGAGCUAGCCAGUAAGAGGUUAAAACUAAUGGGCCAAGCAGUUUUCUUUAUUAAUUAACCAAUGAAAGCAACAGAUAAAUACAAGACCCAUCUCCAUCAUUUCCCCUUUUUCUGUCUAAACAAAAAAGAAAGGCGUUCACUUUAAUUAACACCCAAGAGCUUAGGGAAGAUAUGAAGCAGUGGGUUAUGGGAAAACGAAUGUCGGGUUGAAGACAGCCUGGGCCAGAAUCCUAGCUCUCCCAGUUUGAACCGCUUGUCUCUGAGCCCACAUCCUCCCGUUUUUAAGAUGGAGGUCGAGCAAGUGCACUGAGGGCUGCCUGGCAGGUCACUGUGAACUUUAGAAACCAGGAGCGAGUCCUCACUGCAGUGUAGCUACAUGAUCACAUCACUGGCCUGUGUGUACAUCUAUCAGGCAACUUUAUAGAGUCAUAUAGAAAUCCCACCACUAUAUCAAAAGCCCAGUACAGGUGAGACCUCUAGAAAUGGUUGGUAGUCUGAUUUUGUGUGCACAGUUGCCCCUAAAUAAAGAACUUUCUUCAUGACUCUCUUAAUCUGUAGAAUUUGAGAGUAGAAGGAGCCCUCAAGUGUGUUUGAGUCUUCCUUCCAAAUCAACAGAAGCAGUCCCUAGCCCAAGGACAGUGUGGGCUCAGCUGCCUAAAUCUGUGCCCUGUAAGAAAGAUGGAUGUCUGUAGCCCCAGCAUGGUCUCCCUCUUCCUGUCUGGAUGUUGGUCUUGCCCCCUGUGUUGCUGAUCUUAUUUGUGCUUGUCUGGGUGUCUAGCUGGACUCCUGUUUCUAGAACCUUCUGACCAACAUGGAGCAAAUGCCUGCUCCAUGGGUGGCUUGUUGGUUUCACUUUCAUUUGUUUGGGGUUUGGUUUGGUUUGGUUUGGCUUUGGUUUUGGUGCUGAGGAUUGAGCCCAGAGCUUCUUGCAAGCUAAGGCUGUUCUUUGCCACUGUUCAGUAUCUAGGCCCUCCACUCCACCAUCCCCAGACGAACUGACUGAGGCGAACACCCAACACCACAAGUUUUAUGAAUGUGUACUUGAAUCCACCUCCAUCAAGACAGACCAUUCCCAUCACACCAGAAAGUUCUGCCUCAGCCCCCACUGGUCAGGCCCCACCCCAAAACAUAAGCACUGUGGAUCAUCGAACCUUUUUUAGCACUGUGGAUUAUAGCACUAUAGGCUGGGCUUGCCUACUCUUAAAUUAUGCAGUGGGAUCAGACAGCAGGGGCGCUGUGGGUCUCUCUCUUCAUUCCCUGUAGUGUUGGGGGACCUGUUGUGUAGUGCUGUGUACACUCUCAGUUUCUCUCCACCUAAUGAACAGGCUGCAGGCCUCCUGUCCAUGGACAUUUACAUGGUUUCCCCUCCUGAGUCCCAUACAACCUCCUUCCUCUGUUCUCUUCCUCUCCCUCCCUCCCUCCUCACACCUGACUUUUCUCCUCCCUGACUAGAAUGUGCACUCAUCAGCCUUCCGCACACUUGCUUUGUCUGCCCUGGCAUGAGGUUGUUAGAUUACAGGCACCAUCGUGAUUCACCCAAGGACUGUGACUCGUGACUUUAUACAGUGUUGUUAUUGCGCCAGCAAUCAGUGGUUGCUCCUCAGGCCAUCCACACCCUGCCCAUAUCCGCAUUUCCUGUUACCUCAGAACAUUUUAAACAGUAGUUCUUGAGCUAAGUAAAACCCACAUAAAUUGUUUCAGGUUUUAUAUAGCUCUUAAAUAACCUCCAUUCUAGGAAGGUAGCCUUUUUCUUCUUUUUCUCAUUUUAUUUUUUCUCAUGACAUUUUUAAAAGUCUAGAAGUGAGGACCAGCAGAUUAGCUAAGUGGAUGGAGGCACUUCACACCAAGCCUAAAGACCUGAGUUUGAUCCCCAGGAUUCACAUGAUGGAAGGAGAGAGCUGACUCCCACAAAUUGUCCUCUGACCCCCACAUGCAUGUCGGGACAUGCGCACAUCCACAUUCACACCCACACCCAUAUAUACACAAAAUAAAUGAUUGUAAUAGGAAAAAAUUUAAUCUAAAGAUCAGAUCCAAAGGCUUCGUUAGAUCCAAGUGUUCUCCGUCUCUCUGAUUUGGGGGCGGGAAAAGGUCGGAGGUAACAGUGCACCCCAUGCCGCAGCACUCAGAAUGCAGCGUCUGUCCAGCUCGCCCUCAGCGGCACUGAGACUGUCCAGUGGGCUCCCAUGGCACUGCGAUGGGCUUUCUCUUGUCUUUGUUUUGUUUUGGCUGCGGGCAUUUCAUAAAUGUGAGAUCACAUGUGUAGAUAUGGAGGCUGUUACCCCGGUUACAGAAGGAGCCCAGGUAGCAUUUUUGAAGGACGAUUAAUGAACGAAACUACUUAGACCACGAGCCUGCCUGGCUUCCUGGGCAGCCUCCCUGCGCCCUGGGCUUAGACAAACCUGGCAUUUGGCUCUGUCCUUAGCUGUCACUAUUUUGAAAGUCUUAAUAACUUUCAAACAAGGGGCUUCACGUUUGCAUUAAGGACGAUGUCCCGCAACUGUAUAGCAGCAGCUGAAUUCUCGAAGCUACUGUUUGUAAGGGCUCCAGGGAGGGUUUUCCAGUAUAGACGCUGACACAGACCUGUUAGCAGAAAGAGAAAGAGAAGCUCUAUGUGUACAGUGGGAGCCAAGCUGUCCUGAUUUCCUUCUCCAUCCCCAUUGCCGUCUUUCUUUCUUCUUUUUCCCUUCCUUGUCCUUCCUCUUUACCCCCUCUUCCUUUCCCACCUGCCACAUGCCCCUUCUCCCCUUCCCAUCCCCACCUCACAUAUCUGCCCCUCCCUUCCUCUCACCUGUCCCCCUCACCACCCUUUCCUUCUCCUCCGACUUCCUCCUCCCUCUCCCGCCCCCUCAGAUGAUUGACGGCGAGGCCUUCCUUUUGCUGACACAGGCGGACAUUGUGAAGAUCAUGAGUGUCAAGCUGGGCCCAGCCUUGAAGAUCUAUAACGCCAUUCUCAUGUUCAAAAACACUGAUGACACCUUUAAGUGA